This is a messenger RNA of Perkinsus marinus ATCC 50983, 276 nucleotides long. RefSeq lists its product as hypothetical. The transcript has 3 exons. Gene Ontology annotation, molecular function: protein kinase activity; ATP binding. The record is from RefSeq and is a predicted model, not a curated record. Gene Ontology annotation, biological process: protein phosphorylation. The coding region runs from base 1 to 276 and encodes 91 amino acids. NCBI's taxonomy places the organism in Eukaryota, Perkinsozoa, Perkinsida, Perkinsidae.
AUGGCAGGGCACGGCCCAGAAGAGGCGGAAACUAUGGAACUUAUUGCGAAUCUUGACAUUGAUGGUGUGCCCAAGAUCCUCGACGUUUUUGAGGACUAUCUUUACGAGUGGCUCCGACGACGAUCUACAGUUCGGGAAGAUGCCACUAUUCUGUCUGUCAUCAUGCAAUUAUUGACGAUUUUAGAUUCUCUUCAUGGUUGGGGUAUUUCCCAUAAUGAUAUCAAGUUGGAGAACAUUCUUCUCAACGACUCUGGUUUUACAGCGCGAUCAGCAUGA